AGCAACAUGUUCAAAUACAUUACUUUCGCCGCCCUCUUCGCCAUCGCCAUCGCCACCGCUGCUCCUGGUUUCAUCGCUCAGCCUGUUGUGGCCAAAGUUGGUGCCGUAGUUCACACCGUUCCAUCUGCCACUUCACACCAAAGCAUCACCCAAGUGCACAAUAAUGCGCAUAUUGUUACGCCUAUCGUGAAAGCCGUGGCUCCUGUGGUUCAUGUUGCUCCGGUUGUGAAGACCUACUCCGCUCCUGUCGUUCCAGUAGUGAAGACCUACUCCGCCCCAGUGGUUCAUCAUGUUCCAGUUGUGAAGUCUGUUGUUGCGCCCAUCGUACCAGUGGUACAUACUGUUCCAGUCGCCCCCAUUGUUCACCAUUAA
Molecule: messenger RNA, 372 nt
Organism: Bactrocera tryoni
Lineage: Eukaryota; Metazoa; Arthropoda; Insecta; Diptera; Tephritidae
Exons: 2
Coding region: 7-372 (121 amino acids)
Source: RefSeq, a predicted model, not a curated record